Molecule: messenger RNA, 1510 nt
Organism: Ornithodoros turicata
Lineage: Eukaryota; Metazoa; Arthropoda; Arachnida; Ixodida; Argasidae
Gene: Fdh
Product: alcohol dehydrogenase class-3-like
Exons: 10
Coding region: 286-1431 (381 amino acids)
Biological process (GO): formaldehyde catabolic process
Cellular component (GO): cytosol
Molecular function (GO): S-(hydroxymethyl)glutathione dehydrogenase [NAD(P)+] activity; zinc ion binding
Source: RefSeq, a predicted model, not a curated record
GUUGUUUAGUGUUGAGAUUACGUUAUUGACAAAUCUUCCAGAACAGGAAACAUGGCUGGAACGUGAUAGCUGAUAACCUCAUGUUGGAUAACCUUGACCGCAUGUGUAGCAUUUGUGCACACGGCCCGAAACUGUAAACAAUCAAAUAUACAGCCAGCCAAUGAGUCCCUAUCGUGAGCCCGGCAAAAGACCUAGCAUCUAGCCAGAGGACGGCUCACUGCUUGUCGCUGCAACAUCACUCCCUCACUCUUUUUUUAGUUUCGCCAAGUAACAAGUAUCAGGACGAUGCCGGACUCAUUAGAUUCCACCAGUGGCAUGCCUAUUUACUGUAAGGCAGCUGUGGCAUGGGAGCCUUCUGAACCAUUAAAGAUUGAAACCGUAGAGGUUGGUGUGCCUCAGGCGGGAGAGGUGCGAAUAAAGGUUCUGUUCACCGGUGUAUGCCACACAGACUCCACUACCCUAGAAGGCCUUGACCCAGAAGGGGUGUUCCCCUGCAUCCUUGGUCAUGAGGGUGCUGGAAUUGUAGAAAGCGUGGGACCUGGCGUAACUGGCUUUAAGACAGGAGAUCAUGUGAUUCCCCUGUACAUUCCGCAGUGCAGGGAGUGCAAGUUCUGCAAGCACCCAAAGACAAACCUUUGUUCUAAAAUAAGAGGAACACAGGGUCGUGGUGUGAUGCCUGACGGCACCACUAGGUUCACGUGUAAGGACACCAAGAUCUUCCACUUCAUGGGGACUAGCACAUUCAGCGAGUACACUGUCGUUGCUGCGAUAUCGCUGUGUAAGAUAAACCCUGCUGCGCCAUUGGACAAAGUUUGCCUCCUUGGAUGCGCUGUUUCCACAGGUUAUGGGGCGGCCUUAAAUGCUGUGGACAUUAAAAAAGACAGCACGGUUGCCAUAUGGGGCCUGGGAGCUGUCGGACUUUCAGUGGCAAUGGGUGCAAAGCAGAAGGGUGCGAAGACCAUCAUUGGUAUAGAUAUUAAUGAAGACAAGUUUGCCAAAGCUAAGUUGUUUGGUUGCACGGAAUUUGUGAAUCCGAAAAAGUUGGACCAGCCUAUUGCGGCUCAUCUGAUACAGAAGACGGACGGGGGCUUGGACUUCACAUUUGAGUGCAUUGGAAAUGUCCAAACUAUGAGGGAUGCUUUGGAGUCAUGCCACAAAGGCUGGGGAGAAUCUGUCAUUCUCGGUGUCGCAGCAAGUGGUAAAGAAAUUUCUACAAGGCCAUUUCAGUUGGUGACUGGUCGUGUUUGGCGAGGAUGUGCUUUUGGAGGGUGGAAGAGUGUGGACAGUGUCCCCAAACUAGUCGAUCUUUAUAUGAAAAAAGGGAUCAUGCUCGAUGAGUUUAUCACGCACACAGUAAAGAUUGAAGAAGUCGCUGAAGCCUUCAACCUGAUGUAUGCAGGCACUGCUGUCAGGACAGUGGUCAGCUUCUGAAGGAAUUUCGGUAUGAAGCUCCAGUUUUCACUAUCCCCUUUCCUAACAUUUAUUCAAAUAAAUGCUCCUUGUUGCUAUA